GUACUAUUUCGUGGCGGUAAAACAACGCUAGAUAAUGAGCGUAGUGUUUUCAAUUUCGAGUUUGAUAACAAAAUAUACAAAAGCCGAUUGCAGCUACGAAAAUGGUUAAUAGGACUCUUGAUUUUCUUAUUUGUAUCACUAAUUAUAAUAAACACGUUCAACACGGAUCAGUUUCGAGCGGCACGGUAUGGAACCAUUAUCAACGAUACUUCGCAAGAGAACUACGUAGAAUUGAAGUCUUACUUCGCGUCUAUAGCCAAUUCUGGUUUCGUGGUUCGCAACAAGGGUUGUCGAAUUCCAGCGAUGGACCCUUUCGAUUCGGCGAUCACACGAUUCAUCGAGAAGGAAAAGCCACUUGUUUGCGAACACGGAGGUCACUUACCGUUGGUCGACUCGAACAACACAGCAUUGUACAUAAAUGCAGACGCGAUCAGCCAUUUUUACAACAAUUCGGAGGAAAUUGAUUGCUGCUGGAGGCCGUUCUGGCGAAUGAAGAACGAGGAUAACAUUGUUACGUACGGUAACGAGUGUUUCAAGUUCAAAAAUUCGACGGCUGUGAACACCGAGUUCGUGAAAGUAGAAUGUUCGCGCAACAAUGAGAUGAUAUACAAGGAUUAUCACGCAUUCGUGCCUCGUUUCCGCUCGGUGGAGAAUAAAUGCAAGAAAGCUAGGGCGGCCAGUUCGAGGAAUGAGUAUCUGAGCGUGUUGAUAAUCGGCCUCGACUCGAUCUCAAGAUUGAAUUUUCAUCGGAUGAUGCCGAAAACUGUCCACGCGUUGCAAGAGCUCGAAGCGGUGGAACUGUUGGGCUAUACCAAAGUAGCUGAUAACACGUAUCCGAAUCUAGUGCCUGUGUUAAGCGGCUUGUCCGAGUCAGAAUUGCACGAUUUAUGUUGGCAAAAUAAAAACAAACCAUUCGACGACUGCCCAUUCAUUUGGAAAAAUUUCAGCGCAUCCGGUUAUCGGACGGGUUUCGGCGAGGACGCCUGCGGCAUGACCAUCUUCAACUAUCUGAAACGUGGUUUCCGGGCUCAACCGACCGAUUACUAUCUGCGACCAUUCUGUAUCGCCUCUGAGAAGGACAUCGGCAACACGCACAAACUGAACGCGAAUCUCUGCGUUGGGACCAGAAAGACGUUCGAAAACCUGCUGGACUAUGCCAAGAAAAUCGCCUCACAAUUCCACGGGGACUCGUAUUUCGCGAUGAUCUGGCAAGCAAGCUUGACCCACGAUUUCUUCAACUAUCCGCAGUUGGGCGACCUUUCCUAUUACAACCUGAUCACCUAUCUGUCCGCCCAACGGCUGUUGAACCAAACAGCGUUGAUAGUGAUGAGCGAUCACGGGAUGAGAUGGGGAAGCUUCCGGCAGACUUAUCAAGGAAGAAUGGAGGACAGCCUGCCGUUUGUGUUCAUCGUGUUGCCUCGAUGGUGGAGGGAAAAGUAUCAAAUAGCCUGGGCGAAUUUCCGGAGGAACACGCGGAGUCUGACAACGGCGUUCGACUUGCACGAGACCCUGAUCGACAUGCUGCAUUCCGAGAACCUGGAGGAGCCGCGUCUCAAGGCUCGGUUCAGAGCGAUGCCGAAGAACGACAAUUUGCCACGGGGUAUCAGCUGGUUCUUGCCAAUUCCCGACUACAGAACGUGCUCCAUGGCGGGUAUAGCCAGCCACUGGUGCAUGUGUCACAACAGCUACGAUGUCCCGCCGGAAGACGAGGGCCUUCGGGACAAGGCGGUCUUUCUACUCUCGGAAUUGAACAAGAUGCUGAAGAAAUUCGUGCAGUGCGCAGUAUUGAAACUGAAGGAGAUCAAAGCCGCGAAAGCGUGGAAGGGCGAGGAGGGUGAGAAGAGUCAACUGGUCGAUUAUACAAUCACAGUUCAAACAGAACCUGGUGACGCGAUAUUCGAGGGAACGAUACGAUACAGAAGCGAGGACAAGACUAACAAAUUGGUGGGAUCAGUUAGCAGAUUGAAUGCAUACGGCAAACAAAGCGCCUGUGUCGACGAAUUCAAUAUGAGGCUAUACUGUUACUGUUUGUAG
This is a messenger RNA of Heterotrigona itama, 2034 nucleotides long. NCBI's taxonomy places the organism in Eukaryota, Metazoa, Arthropoda, Insecta, Hymenoptera, Apidae. The record is from the annotation of a GenBank genome assembly.